This is a messenger RNA of Strongyloides ratti, 375 nucleotides long. Its product is annotated as Activated RNA polymerase II transcriptional coactivator p15. NCBI's taxonomy places the organism in Eukaryota, Metazoa, Nematoda, Chromadorea, Rhabditida, Strongyloididae. The transcript is spliced from 2 exons. Bases 1 to 375 code for a protein of 124 amino acids. The record is from RefSeq and is a predicted model, not a curated record. Gene Ontology annotation, biological process: positive regulation of transcription initiation by RNA polymerase II. Gene Ontology annotation, molecular function: transcription coactivator activity; DNA binding.
AUGUCGGAUAGUGAUGAUUCAUUUGUCCCUCCAGAAGAUACUAAUCCAAAAAAAGAAAGUAAGAAGAAUAUGAAAAGAAAAAAUGAAUCAAAGAAUGAGGAAGAUGACAAAAAGGUAGUUUCAUCUAAAAAACAAAAAAAAGAUGAAGGAAAUGAAAAUUCAGCUGAAGGAAACUUUAUUGUAGGAAAAGAUGGUGUUAAAAUGUAUUCUCUCGGAAAUGAAAGAUACAUACAUAAGAGUGGUUUUAAAGGUAAAGAAUACAUUAACAUAAGAGAAUAUUAUAAAGCUGAUGGUGAACUAAAACCUGGUAAAAAGGGAAUAUCUUUAACUAUUGAACAGUUUGAAAAUUUGAAAAAUGCAAUUCCUUUUCUUUGA